AAAACAGAUUUGUUAUUCGACUAAUUCAGUUUCAGUGCCCAAUGCAGAGGAGUCUGUAAUUUUGCGGAACGUAUUUUUUCACAGAUAUACUUUCCUUAUUGGACAAUUUACCCGUCGUAAAUAUAAUCCUUAACAACUAAAUAGUUUUUUUUGUCAUAUUUAUCACGAGGCGUUUUUUCUUCGCAAUUACUUUAUAUCCAGUCACCGUUGCUUUAUUUGAUCAAAGCUUGUGCUCGAAGGGUUUACUGUUAUUGUUAUUAUUAUUAGCUGUUACGUUUAACCACUGAGAACAUGAAAACUAAAUUUAUUAACGGAGUGUCCUCUUCUCCUUCAAUGUCUUUGGGUUUGCUCGUCAGUGCCAAUGAGAUCCACGCACAGCCAGAUACUCAGGCCCAGUACAAAGAUACUAGAUUAGAGGAACCUGACCUGCAAACUAAGCGCAAGGCGUAUCUCUGGUGCAGAGAAUUUCUGCAUGGUGCGUGGAGAAUUCUGAAUGAAGAGGAGUUCCAGAUCACCAUAAUACGGGGAGGCCUCAGCAACAAGCUUUUCCUUUGCUCUUUGCCAGACACCCUGCAGAGUGUGGACGAUGAACCCAGGAAUGUGCUGCUUCGCUUGUAUGGUGCCAUUCUGCAGAUGUCCUGUAAUAAAGGGGAAUCCAAACAGGCUAACAAAGAAAAUCAUUUUCAAGGAGCUGAAGCCAUGGUUCUGGAGAGUGUCAUGUUUGCUAUCCUGGCGGAGAGGGCACUGGGCCCAAAGCUGUAUGGGAUCUUUCCCCAGGGCCGACUGGAGCAGUUCAUUCCUAGCCGGAGGUUAGAUACAGAUGAGUUGGGCUUACCUGAAUUGUCUGCAGAGAUAGCUGAGAAAAUGGCCAGAUUCCAUGGAAUGAGGAUGCCAUUUAACAAGGAACCAAAGUGGCUGUUUGGGACGAUGGAGAAGUAUUUAAACCAAGUCGUGAGAAUAAGCUUCACCAGAGAAUCUGACAUAAGAACAUUUGCCAGACUGAUAAACUACAAUUUGCCACUGGAAAUGGAAAACCUAAUCACUUUGCUUGAAUCCACACCUUCCCCUGUGGUUUUCUGUCACAAUGACUGCCAGGAAGGUAACAUCUUGCUGUUGCAAGGCAGGGAGAAUUUGGACAAACAGAAGCUCAUGUUCAUCGACUUUGAAUACAGCAGUUACAACUACAGGGGGUUUGAUAUCGGAAACCAUUUCUGUGAAUGGAUGUAUGAUUACACCUAUGACAAGUUUCCAUUCUUCAAAGCCAACUUCAAGAAUUACCCAACCAAAACUCAGCAGCUUCACUUUAUCGCUAGCUACCUGGCUGAGUCUGACAGCAGAUUUGAGAAUUUAAGUAAUGAAGACCAAACCAAGCUACAAGAAGAAAUGCUGGUGGAAGUGAACAGGUUUGCCCUGGCAUCCCAUUUCUUCUGGGGUCUAUGGUCCAUCAUACAAGCCAGAAUCUCCUCCAUCGAGUUUGGAUACAUGGAAUAUGCAUUGGCAAGAUUUGAUGCUUACUUUGAGCAGAAGAGGAGGCUGGGGGUGUGAAUAACAAAAGUGACCAAGAAGUGCAACAGUUACACAGGGGGGUGCAUUUGUUGUGGGGGUGCAGGGUCAAGUAUGAAUGGUUGUGCAAUGGGUACAAAGUCAAGGUUGUGGAAUAUAUCUGUGAGGUUCUUUGGACCAAAGCAACACUGUGAAUGUAACGGAGAGUAAAGUUUACCUAAUGACACUGAGUGUUUACAAACCAAGAACCGGGCUGUAUUGUUUUGGAGGUAUUUUGAUUGGCUUGGGGAAAUGUGAAGGGGGUGCUUGAAAUCUUCUCUGUACUGUACACCGAUAUUUUUUUUUUUUUACUGUGCUGUGUAUUGGUUUGGUAUUUCUUUCUUUUUAAAAUGCUACUUGCUCUUUACUCAUGGUCACUUUUAUGUUAGCCUAGAUACAUUCCACCAGAGAAUAUGUUUUCUGGUCCUAGGUGGUUAGUUUUAGUACAGGUUUUAUUAAUCAUUACAACAAACUGGAACUGGGAUAUGCUCAGUCUUAAUGGCAUCAUAUAACUGCUGUUGCAGCAGACCUAAUGCAGUCUAUUUCAGGUUUGAGAUGUUUUAAUGAGGGGAAAAAAAGAACUUAAUUUUUAUAAACAAAGGUAAAGGCAGUAGUACAAGCAUUACCUGUAGUAGGCAAAAAUCAAAUAUACUUUACAGUAUUGUAACAUAAUAUACAACCAUUUUAAUUGUAGUAGUCAUCUGUUUUUUACGUAUAACAAUCUCUUAACAGGAACAGCUGUUCAGUUGAGAUAGAUGCCAGGGUGGCACUUACUCGUAGAUCAUUUAAAAUGGCUAGGAGGUUGACAUGAAGUAUGUUGCCAUCACCUCCCCUUUUCCUAUUAAUUCCUUUGUCAUAAUAUAAUGUCCAUUUGCUGUAACUUACAGGAGGAUAUAUAAAAUAUAUACAAGUGUGCUGAAAGUUGGACACCUCCAGAUUAUAUUGUGCUGUAGUAUUGUAGCUUGUCUUUAAGGGACCAUACCUUUCAGGGUGGCAGUUUACUGGUUACCUAGAAUUUCUCUUGACCUUUGAAAUUCCAAAUUCUGUUAUCCUGUGAUAAAUAGCCACGGUAUAAUUUGGAUAAGGAAACGUCACAAAGCGUACCAUUCACAGCUUGGAAAGCCUGCCGGGGAAUGACUGGUUCUGAUAAAGUCAGGCUCUGACGGCACAUGAGCUUAAAAAAAAAAAAAAAAAUGACUUGUGAUAUAAUAGCUGUAACUAGAGGACAGAUCGAGUGUACUUGAAUAAAACCGUCUCCACUGCUAAUAUGAGAACCUUGACUCCAUCUCAAGUUUUAUAUGCUCGGAAGACUGUUCUCUCCUUGUACACUUGAACGGCCCUGCAGUUAAAACUUAAGUCCUAACUGUUUAAGUUAUUGCUAUAAAACAUUUUCUGUAGCAGUAAUGGGAAUUCCAGCUGUCAUUGGUGAUCAGUGGACUUUACAUCCUGCCGGUUUGCUUUUAACAGGAUAAUGGGAGGUGAUAGAAUUUAAUUAUUUGAGACAUGCUUUGUUAAAAUAAAACACAGCUAAAAGUUUUUAAAACUUUUAAAAUGUGUUGGCAUGCACUGUAUAUCUAUUAGUAGCCUUUUAUUUGUGUUAUUGCAAAGAAAUUGUAUAAUUAUUAUUUUUUAUUAUUAUGAUUAUUUAAACAGCUUUGUAGGUGUUAUGCUUUGGCAAGUUCAUGGUUGAAGCUUAUUUAAUGUUGCUAAUAACUUUACUGUGGUGUAUAACUAAAUAGUGAGUUAUCUCUUAAUAUUUUUAAACAUACUGUCCUUCAGUGAUUUUAACUUUGAUGUAUUCCUGCAAUGGAAAUAAAUAGUGAUACCUUCAGAAAAUGCAAUAUCUUUUAUCUCUGUUUUCACCAAAUUGCUGGAUUUAUUUUCAAGGAUCAAUAUUCACUUACACCUGGAGAUUUAUUUUGUUAAAUAACCAAGCGUGAAAUCAGUACCCCUGUUCUAUUGCAUUGGAAGAGGUUAACGUGUAGGGUCAUGUACUGUAAGGUAUGAUUUCUUUAAUAUAUCCAGUAAACUAAAAACCUAGAAAUAAUGGGGUAGCAGCUGUUGACACAUGUGUUUUCUUAAUAAGAAAUCUGUUGUAUUUUUGUAAAAUCAUUGUGUCAUAUACAGUUUAUGUAAUUGGAAUGUAUUAAUGCUUUAUAGAUUGCAUUUCAUUAAUAAAGGCUAUUUUAAAAAGUG
Polyodon spathula (Mississippi paddlefish) is the source of this 3738-nucleotide messenger RNA. It is a transcript of the gene chka, whose product is annotated as choline kinase alpha. Gene Ontology annotation, biological process: phosphatidylethanolamine biosynthetic process; CDP-choline pathway. Gene Ontology annotation, molecular function: ethanolamine kinase activity; choline kinase activity. The coding region runs from base 292 to 1545 and encodes 417 amino acids. Gene Ontology annotation, cellular component: cytoplasm. The transcript has 12 exons. The record is from RefSeq and is a predicted model, not a curated record. Lineage: Eukaryota; Metazoa; Chordata; Actinopteri; Acipenseriformes; Polyodontidae.